UCUCACCCACCAGAGGGUUGUUUCUGUUUGCAGGUACAUCCCUUUUUUCCUGAUACUCUUCAUCUACUUCACCGGCUGCUUCACCCCCGUGGAAGAGGAGAGCAGGAUGCCGGUGGCUGCCUUGCUUCUGAUGGGGCCCAGCAGCCUUUACUACUGGUAUCUCGUGACGGAAGGUCAGAUUUUCAUCCUCUACAUUUUCACUUUCUUUGCCAUGAUGGCUCUGGUGAUGCACCAGAAACGCAAAGGACUCGUCCUGGACAGCAAUGGGCUCUUCCUCUUCUACUCCUUCAUCAUAACGCUGCUCCUCAUCGCUGUCUGGGUGGCCUGGCUCUGGAACGACAAGAUCCUCAGGAAGAAGUACCCCGGCGUCAUCUAUAUCCCCGAGCCCUGGGCGUUUUACACCCUGCACAUGAACAACCUCCACGCAGCAAAGGAAAGUUUAUAAGUUUUGAUAUUUUAGAGCGAUUUGAACCAAAAAAAAAAAAAAAAAAAGAAUCUAGUUUUUCUAACGUAGAUGUAUUU
Molecule: messenger RNA, 522 nt
Organism: Calidris pugnax (ruff)
Lineage: Eukaryota; Metazoa; Chordata; Aves; Charadriiformes; Scolopacidae
Product: ceroid-lipofuscinosis neuronal protein 6 homolog
Exons: 2
Coding region: 107-445 (112 amino acids)
Source: RefSeq, a predicted model, not a curated record